GUUGCCGUUGUACACAAAAUAAAAAAAGUAAAAACACGCUUUUUAUUGCACGAAACAAAACUAACCACAUAUAAAUAACGCCAUUUAAAUCUGCUUUUCGUUCAUCACCUGGCUUUCUUUCAUUGUAGCCCAGACAAGUCACAGGUUCUCAAGAUGUUUGCCUUGGUCCUCGCUUUUCUGUUGGUCGGCACAAGUUUUGCAGUGGAGAGAGACGUGCUGAACGUCCCACCUCUACUCAACAUCCUGCGUGACGUAGACAGCCAGGACAUCACGUGCUCCGCCUCCUUCCCCUCGAUCAGCAUCUCCUGCAGUGUCAAGAAAGACAUCCAGUCUGCCUUUGUCAACAUCCUGGGUCAGGAUAUCCCCCUUAUCUACAGUCGAGACACGCAGGACAUUGAUAUCUUUGGGAUCCCUGUGUCUGGCAGUGUCACUAUCAGUGUGGGGGGUAAGCGGCUGAUCGGCUGCCCAAUAACCUUUAACCCUCUCCCAGUCAUGAACUGUAUUUUGUGAAAGAUUCACACUUGAGCGGCACCUAAUGCUGUGUUCACAAUAAAGUGCUUCAACAUC
Molecule: messenger RNA, 567 nt
Organism: Physella acuta
Lineage: Eukaryota; Metazoa; Mollusca; Gastropoda; Physidae
Source: RefSeq, a predicted model, not a curated record